Molecule: messenger RNA, 630 nt
Organism: Wickerhamiella sorbophila
Lineage: Eukaryota; Fungi; Ascomycota; Dipodascomycetes; Dipodascales; Trichomonascaceae
Exons: 1
Coding region: 1-630 (209 amino acids)
Source: RefSeq, a predicted model, not a curated record
AUGCUGUUGUCGGAUCUCAGCUUUUAUGAGAAUGGCGAGCUUUUGGGUUUAGAAAGAAGUUUGGCUGUUGUUUCAGAUACGCCACAGACCAGCAGCCAGUGGUUACUUGAGUGGCUCUGCGACAAAGAGUCGUUGUUUGUGUCUUUUUGCCGAGACAAACCAAAAGUUGCUGGCGAGUUUUUGGAUCUAGGAGAAGACCUUAUCAGAAUGAGCGGUCCUAAUUUCAUAAAGCCCGAUCUCAAAGUGGUGCUUGCCAAAAUCAUGGCAUUCAAUAAGCGCACUGUCGUGCUUCAGUACCCCACACUUUUAUUAAUGGCGAACCUUACGGAUCAUGCCGGUUUGCUGAACUUUAUCAAGAGCCUUUUGGUCAAAUCUCGAGUGGUUGUGGCUGUCCAGCUGUCUAGACCGUCAAUUGAGUCCCAGUUACCGGUAUCGCAGGAGUUCACUCAGUUUGUCACUUCCCUCAUGCAUCAGGCCAGUCUAAUUCUAACUAUUCGUCCUGUUCCAACGGGCCGUGCCGACGAUAUUACGGGUAUUUUGCAUGUUUCCGCCGGGUCGAGGAGUCUGGGUGUUCCCGAACGAGAAUACAUGUAUACAAUUGGCAAGCACAUUGAGCUUCAGCCACGAUAA